Striga asiatica is the source of this 2127-nucleotide messenger RNA. The record is from the annotation of a GenBank genome assembly. NCBI's taxonomy places the organism in Eukaryota, Viridiplantae, Streptophyta, Magnoliopsida, Lamiales, Orobanchaceae.
AUGAAGUCGAUAAUCCUCAGUCAUAUGCGUUCUUCUAGCAUGCCUUCGAGACCUUAUUACGCUCUAAUCCCCGAAUUCGAACUCCAUUUGCAAAAAAUAAAAUCCGAUAAUCUCCCCACCACCUCUUCUUCAUCUCUAUCCUCAAUCGCCGAAAAAAUGAACAAUCUCGAACAAAUCCACGAUUUGAUCGACAACUUACUUAUUCUCCCACAUACCCACCAAAUUUUCACCCGAGAAAGCCACGGAAAAUGGGUCGACGAAAUCUUGGAUGGAUAUCUGGGCCUAGUGGACGCUUGUGCCGCCGCUAAAGAUUUUGUCUCCCAAUCCAAAGAUUCCAUUUCGAACCUCCUUUCAGUCCUCAGGCGAAAGCGCCGCUCAGAAGAUCUUUCCGAGUUCAUCUCCUCAAGAAAGACGAUCAAGAAACAAAUACAAAAAUCGUUGAGAAAAAUCAGGAGCUAUAAAAAUAGCUCCUCUGUCUUAAAAACAGGGGAGAAAGAUCAAGAAACACUUGCAAUCAUCAGUAUGUUGAAGGAGGCCGAGUCGAUUACUUUAGAGUUGAUCGAGGCACUUUUGUCGAGCAUUUCUCAUUCGAAAGACGGAAGUAAAUGGCCCCUAGUUUCGAAGAUUAUGGGAUCGAGAAAAGUUUCGUGCCACGAGCACGAGCACAAGAGCUCGAUGCUCGAGUUUGGAGAUUUGGAUGCUUCGUUGAGUAAAUUUGUUAGUAAAUGCGAGACGGGCUCAAAAAUCGAGGAUUUGCAGCGACAGUUGAGGAAGAUGGAGUUGGUUAUUACAGUUAUUGAAGAAAGAUUGGAGUGUUUGUUCAAACUUCAUCAUCUCAAGAAAGACGAUCAAGAAGCAAAUACAAAAAUCAUCGGGAGCUAUAAAAAGAACUCCUCUGUUUUAGAAACAGGGGACAAAGAUCAUGAAACAAUUGCAAUCAUCGGCAUGUUGAAGGAGGCCGAGUCGAUUACUUUGGUAUUGAUCGAGGCACUUUUGUCGAGCAUUUCUCGUUCGAAAGAUGGUUCGAGGCUAAGUAAAUGGUCCCUAGUUUCGAAGCUUAUGGGGUCGAGAAAAGUUUCGUGCCACUGCCAUGAGCAAAAGAGUUCGAUGCUCGAGUUUAGAGAUUUAGAUGCUUCAUUGAGUAAAUUUGUUAGUAAAUGCGAGACAGGCUCAAAAAUCGAGGAGUUGCAGCAACAGUUGAGGGAGAUGGAUUUGGUUAUUAGAGUGAUUGAGGAAAUAUUGGACACGAUGAAGUCGAUAAUUCUAAGCCAUAUGCGUUCUUCUAGCAUGCCUUCAAGACCUUAUUACCCUCUAAUCCCCGAAUUCAAACUCCAUUUGCAAAAGAUAAAAUCCGAUAAUUUUCCCACCUCUUCUUCUUCAUCUCUAUCCUCAAUCGCCGAAAAAAUGAAAGAUCUCGAGCAAAUCCACGAUUUGAUCGACAACUUACUUAUUCUCCCACAUACCCACCAAAUUUUCACCCGAGAAAGCCACGAAAAAUGGGUCGAACAAAUCUUGGACGGAUAUCUGGGCCUAGUGGACGCUUGUGCCACCGCUAAAGAUUUCAUCUCCCAAUCCAAAGAUUACAUUUCGAACCUCCUUUCAGUCCUAAGGCGAAAGCGUGGCUCUGAAAAUCUUUCCGAGUUCAUCUCCUCAAGAAAGACGAUCAAGAAACAAAUACAAAAAUCGUUGAGAAAACUCGGGAGCUAUAAAAAUAGCCCCUCUGUUUUAGAAACAGGGGACAAAGAUCAAGAAACAAUUGCAAUCAUCGGCAUGUUGAAGGAGGCCGAAUCGAUUACUCUAGAGUUGAUCGAGACACUUUUGUCGAGCAUUUCUCGUUCGAAAGACGGUUCGAGGCUAAGUAAUUGGUCCCUAGUUUCGAAGCUUGUGGGGUCGAGAAAAGUUUCGUGCCACGAGCAUAAGAGUUCGAUGCUCGGGUUUGAAGAUUUGGAUGCUUCGUUGAGUAAAAUUUUUAGUAAAUGCGAGACGGGCUCGAAAAUCGAGGAGUUGAAGCAACAGUUGAGGGAGAUGGAUUUGGUUAUUGCAGUGAUUGAGGAAAGAUUUGAGAGUUUGUUCAAACGUUUGAUUAAGUCGAGAGUUUCACUGCUUAACAUGCAGAGCCAGUUGUAG